Puma concolor (puma) is the source of this 2094-nucleotide messenger RNA. It is a transcript of the gene POLH, whose product is annotated as DNA polymerase eta. Gene Ontology annotation, biological process: response to radiation; error-prone translesion synthesis. NCBI's taxonomy places the organism in Eukaryota, Metazoa, Chordata, Mammalia, Carnivora, Felidae. Gene Ontology annotation, cellular component: site of double-strand break; nucleus; replication fork. Gene Ontology annotation, molecular function: damaged DNA binding; DNA-directed DNA polymerase activity. The record is from RefSeq and is a predicted model, not a curated record.
AUGGCGAUGGAUCAAGUAAACGCGCUUUGCGAGCAGCUGGUGAAAGCGGUGACGGUCAUGAUGGACCCCAGCUCCACCCAGCGCUACCGCCUGGAAGCCCUCAAGUUCUGUGAAGAGUUUAAAGAAAAGUGCCCUAUCUGUGUCCCCUGUGGCUUGAGGUUGGCUGAGAAAACACAGAUUGCCAUCGUCAGACAUUUUGGCCUUCAGAUCCUGGAACACGUUGUCAAGUACCGGGAAGCCAGUGUGGAAGUGAUGGGGGUAAUGUCUCGUUUUGCUGGGAUUGAACGUGGCAGCAUCGAUGAGGCUUAUGUAGACCUGACCAGUGCUGUACAUGAGAGACUACAAAAGCUACAAGGUCAACCUAUCUCGGCCGACUUGUUGCCAACCACCUACAUUGAAGGGUUGCCCCAAGGCCCUACAACAGCAGAAGGGACUGAUCAGAAAGAGGAGGUGCGAAAACAAGGCUUAUUUCAAUGGCUUGAUUCUCUUCAGACUGGUAACACCACCUCUCCGGACCUGCAGCUCACUGUUGGAGCAGUGAUUGUGGAGGAAAUCAGAGCAGCCAUAGAGAGGGAGACGGGCUUUCAGUGUUCAGCUGGAAUUUCACACAAUAAGGUCCUGGCAAAACUGGCCUGUGGACUUAACAAGCCCAACAGCCAGACCCUGGUCUCACAUGGGUCAGUCCCACAGCUCUUCAGUCAAAUGCCUAUCUACAAAAUCCGUAAUCUUGGAGGAAAGCUAGGGGCCUCUGUCAUUGAAAUCCUGGGGGUGGAAUACAUGGGUGAACUGACCCAGUUCACUGAAUCCCAGCUCCAGAGUCAUUUUGGGGAGAAGAAUGGAUCUUGGCUAUAUGCCAUGUGUCGUGGGAUUGAACAUGAUCCAGUUAGACCCAGAAAAAUACCUAAAACCAUUGGCUGCAGCAAGAACUUCCCAGGAAAGACAGCUCUGGCUACUCGGGAACAGGUACAGUGGUGGCUUUUGCAAUUAGCCCAGGAACUAGAGGAGAGACUAACCAAGGACCGAAAUGAUAAUGACAGGGUGGCCACACAGUUGGCUGUGAGCAUUCGUGUACAAGGAGACAGACGUCUCAGCAGCCUACGCCGCUGCUGUGCCCUUACCCACUACGAUGCUCACAAGAUGAGCCGUGACGCAUUUGCUGUCAUCAGGAACUGUAACACUUCAGGAAUCCAAACUUGCUGGUCUCCUCCCCUCACAAUGCUUUUCCUCUGUGCUACCAAAUUCUCUGCCUCUGCCCCUUCAUCUUGCACAGACAUCACCACCUUCUUGAGCAGUGACCCAAGUUCUCUGCCAAAGGUGCCAGCUACCAGUUCAGAAGCUAAGACCCAGGAAUGUGGCCUGGCAGGGACAGCCACUAAGAAAGCAGCCACUUCUCUGGAAUCAUUCUUCCAAAAAGCUGCAGAAAAGCAGAAAGUCAAAGAAGCUUCAGUGUCAUCUCUUACUGCCACUCCCCAGGCCCCCACGAGCAAUUCACCAUCCAAGCCCUUGUUACCUUUCCAAACCAGUCAUGCUACAGGAACCGAGCCCUUCUUUCAGCAGAAGAGUCUACUUCUAAAGCAGAAACAGCUUAAUAAUCCUUCAGUUGUCUUCCCUCCACAAAAUCCCCAGUCCAGCCCUAAAAAGUUAACAAACUCUUUUCCAACAGAAUAUCCAGAUUGCACCCCCAUCUGUCAAGCAGUAUUGAAGGUGGGAUCCUCUAAAACAACUCCUGCAGGGAUGGAUUUGGCCCAGAAUAGCCCAAGCAGUCUUGCUUCCGUAACUUCCACGUCUGCUCCGGAGGUGGCUCAGAAGUCAACUACUACCCCAAGUCCUGUGGCAGCUGAGGACCAAGUGCCCUGUGAGAAGUGUGGCUCUCUGGUGCCUGUAUGGGAAAUGCCUGAACAUACGGACUAUCAUUUUGCAUUGGAGUUACAGAAAUCCUUUAUGCAGUCCCACUCCUCAAACUCACAGGUUGUUCCUGCCAGUUCUCCUCAGGGCAAAAGAAAUCCCAAGAGCCCUUCAGCCUCCAGUAAUAAACGCCCUAGGCCUGAGGGCAUGCAGACAUUGGAAUCAUUUUUCAAGCCGUUAACACACUAG